CAGAUGCAGCCAUGGACGGCACACAAGAGCAGGACACCGCCCGUGGCCGCUUCCGCAGAGCAGCGCAGUUUCUUUACCAAUACAUCAAGAGAAUUGGCAAGGAAGACACCAGACCUAUGGACACUGAGGUCAAAGCAUCCUCAGAGGUCUUGGUAGAACAGAGCAGCGCUGCCCAGCUGGAUUUGCUUGUAGAGACGGCUCUUUUCAAUCCAGAGCAAGUGCCCGGCGUGGUGAGGUACAUCCACCAGUGGCUCAUGGCCAAUGAGGCUGCUGAGCACAGGAUGGACUGGGCCCUGAUGCAAGUGGCCGAGGCAGAGCCCGAUGAUGUGGCCAUCACCCUCCUGCAGGUGGCCCCAACGUGUGACAGAGCUGCUAUGGCCAUGUGGACGACCAUCUUGCUCUCGCCCUGGAUUUCAGAGGAAGUGACACCGCUCCUCAUCAAUGUGGUGGGGAGCUGGCCGCAGAAAAACCUGGGCACCUCUGAUGGGGACAAGACGGCUGUCUUUUCCCUGACUGCAACUCUGGUGAUGUGGAAGAUCCUCCAGGGGCCCUGUUGCCCACAGAUCCUCACAGUCUAUUUCCCCCGCCUCUUUGUGCAUCUCCUCUUCCAAACGUACUUCAGUACUUUGUAUAUGACAGAGGACGUCCAUACCUUCUGGAAGGAAUGCCAGGAGCAACACGGCCUCUCCACCAGCCCCAACAGGUUUGCAGUGCAGACCCUGAAGGCCCUGCUCUGCAGUCUCCACUUGGAGCAUGUGGUGGUGGCAAUGGAACACAAGCGUGGCUGGGACACACUGCUCUGUGCUGACACCCACCACUAUGCCGUGGGUCUGCUGGCCAGGUGAGCCCCCCUUCUCCCCACU
Molecule: messenger RNA, 863 nt
Organism: Cyanistes caeruleus (blue tit)
Lineage: Eukaryota; Metazoa; Chordata; Aves; Passeriformes; Paridae
Source: RefSeq, a predicted model, not a curated record